Molecule: messenger RNA, 1194 nt
Organism: Drosophila eugracilis
Lineage: Eukaryota; Metazoa; Arthropoda; Insecta; Diptera; Drosophilidae
Gene: Gr93c
Product: putative gustatory receptor 93c
Exons: 2
Coding region: 1-1194 (397 amino acids)
Biological process (GO): sensory perception of taste
Cellular component (GO): membrane
Source: RefSeq, a predicted model, not a curated record
AUGAUUGAACGUCUUAAGAAGGUGCGCUUGCCGGCCAUCUCGGCGGUUAUCCUGUUUUGCAGUUACCACUAUGCCAGGAUUCUCGGAGUGAUUUGCUUCAAAAUUGGCCAAAGGACCUCUGACCAAUCUUUGGUUGCUCGCAGUCAGGAUCGUUUUAAAUGGUUCUGUAUAAGUUUGCGAGUCAUUAGUGCCACAACCGUUGGUUGGUUCUGUGCCCCACAUGUCUCCGAAAUCCAAGAUACCCACGAGUGGUUGCUACAAUGCCUUCGUUUAACGGCAAGCUUUAUAUGCGCCAUGUGCAUCAUGGUGGUACAGAUUGGCUAUGAAAAGGAGCUACUCAGGAUGAUCAAUAAUUUUCUGAAACUGUUUCGUCGAGUUCGUUGUUUGUGGUCCAGGAAAAAGUUUGGAUUUGGAGGUAAAAGGGAGUUCUUCCUGCUGAUUUUCAAGUUCAUCUGUUUGGUCUACGAACUGUACUGUGAGUUGUGCCAACUUUGGAAUCUUACUAAUUGGUUGGCUCUGUUCACUGUGUUCUGUGAAAUAAUCCUGGAGGUUGGCUCUCUGAUGAUCAUACAUAUUGGAUUCUUUGGUUACCUCAGUGUGGCUGCUCUUUAUUCCGAGGCUAAUAAGUUCGUGCGGGUUGAGUUACGACGGCAGCUGAGAUCCCUGGAAAGUCCUGGCGGAGGUCCUGUGAGUCGACGUCAACUUAGAAUCGUUGAGAACCGCCUGGAUGAGUGUAUCUCGGUUUAUGAUGAAAUCGAACGUGUGGGACGUUCAUUUCAUCGCCUCUUGGAAGUUCCUCUGCUUAUUAUUCUGAUAGCCAAGAUAUUUGCCACAACCGUUUUGUCCUAUGAGGUCAUCAUUCGCGGUGAACUUUACCCCAGUAAGGUGGGAAUGUGGGGUUUGGUGGUCAAGAGUUUUGCAGAUGUCAUACUUCUCACCUUGGCGGUCCAUGAAGCGGUCAGUAGUUCCCGAGUGAUACGACGUUUGAGCUUGGAGAACUGUCCUAUUAGUGAUCACAAGGAGUGGCAUGUGAAGUGGGAGCUGUUCUUGAGUCGCCUGAACUUCUUUGAAUUCCGUGUCAGACCUUUGGGCUUGUUUGAGGUGUCCAAUGAGGUUAUCUUAUUGUUUUUGUCCAGCAUGAUCACCUAUUUUACCUAUGUAGUACAGUAUGGCAUUCAAACCAAUCGAUUGUGA